Molecule: messenger RNA, 4146 nt
Organism: Raphanus sativus (radish)
Lineage: Eukaryota; Viridiplantae; Streptophyta; Magnoliopsida; Brassicales; Brassicaceae
Exons: 8
Coding region: 375-3821 (1148 amino acids)
Biological process (GO): peptidyl-serine phosphorylation; peptidyl-threonine phosphorylation
Cellular component (GO): cytoplasm
Molecular function (GO): protein tyrosine kinase activity; ATP binding; protein serine/threonine kinase activity
Source: RefSeq, a predicted model, not a curated record
UAUGUGGGUGCGUACUUUAGCAAAUGUGUCAAGAGAGUGGCGCAAAUAGAAUAAGGGACUGGGAAAAAAAGGAAAGAAAGAAAAGAACCCUAAUUUAAAUUUAGGAACUUUAAUUUCUCCAGUAAAUGUCCCCAAAAGAAUCAUUACAUCCAUUGAAACCUCAAACGUGUCUUCGCUCUUCUUCGAUCUCUGUAACCGCAUUCUCCCUUCUCUGUUUCAUCUCUUCGUUGUAGGAUCCACCUCCCUCUUCCACGCCUUUCCUCUUCUUCUUCCUCGGAUCUCCAGACUCUUCGAUUGGAGCUCUGUAUUCUUAGGGUUAUUGGGACCUCCUCGCAAUCAUUCCGUAUGAGCAAACGAUUGGUGGGUCAACAACAAUGACGGACCAAAGCUCUGUAGAUGGGAUUCUAGACUUUCUCAAGAAGAACCGUUUCUCCAAAGCAGAGGAAGCUCUCCGCAACGAGCUCAACAACCGUUCCGACUUAAACGGGUUCCUUCAGAAGCUCAUCGUCGCUGAGGAGAAGAAAGAUUCAAGUAAAGGUUUGGAGCCAAGAGAUAGCGAAGUCUCCAAGGAGCUGAUUGUGAAAGAGAUAGACUUUGGGACUGGGGUAACCAAUGGGUCUGUAACCAACAAAUGGGAGAACGGUGGUGAGAAAGCUAGCAAGAAGGUUAUAUCUAGGGAGAUGAGUUUCACCUUCUCUGAAAACUCAGGUGAUGCUGCUGCUGCUGCGCGUUCAGGUAACGGUACCUUGGACUCUUGUCGAAACGUUGAUGAUGUUAGUGGUAGCAGCAGUUUGGUGGAUUUGUGUGCAUUGGAACAGUCACGGCGUGGUGAUGUGGUUGGUAUUGAUAAGAAGGUUGUGGAGACUGGGGAAGAUAUUGUUUUCUUUGGUAAUAAGAAGACUGGUUCCUGGUCUGGGAGUACUAGUAAAGGCAACUCCGGAUCCAAAACAAAUGAGACUGCUGAUAGGGUAAUUGAAAAUUUUGGAAAGCAUGAAAGCUAUAUGGGCGGCAGCGUUCUCUUAAGAACUGAAGAUGUGGUGGAUACUUCAACAACCUCGGAGAGCUGGAAAGAGUGUUCUGUGGAGACUCUUUUUCAAUCUUCGAGAGGGGAGGCUUCGACCAGUUACAAUCUCGCUGCUACCAGCUCGGACAAAAGAGAGGGGAAGAAAAAGACAGAGGUUAGUGACGUGAGGGCGGCAAUCAAGGAGCAGGAGAGUGAGGUGGCAAGAGCUUUAUUCUUUGGUAAAACUCAAUCUACUUUUGAUGACAAGAGCAUAAGCAGCUUAGGUUUCCCGCUUGUCUAUGACGCAAGGAAGGAAGAGUUCCCUAGGUUGCCUCCUGUUAAGCUCAAGUCUGAAGACAAUCCUCUGAGUCUUUACUGUGAAGAAAAAUUUGAGCGUGAUGGUUCAGGUUCAAGGCUAAUCAAUGAUGAUGAGGAUGCCCUUCUCAUAGGUUCAUACCUUGAUGUUCCUAUUGGACAAGAAAUCAGCUCAUCAGGUGGAAAAAAAUCUGCUGGGGGAAACUGGCUUUCAGUAAGUCAGGGAAUAGCAGAGGAUGCAUCAGAUCUUGUUUCUGGCUUUGCUACCAUCGGUGAUGGUUUGAGUGAAUCUGUUGAUUACCGUAAUGAGUACUGGGACUCUGACGAGUAUGAGGAUGACGACGACAUUGGUUAUGUCAGACAACCUAUCGAGGAUGAAACAUGGUUUCUUGCCCAUGAAAUUGAUUAUCCAAGUGAUCACGAGAAAGGAACGACCCGGGGAAGCCCUGAUCACCAUGGAACAGAUGCAACCAAAGACGAGGAAGAUCAGUCUUAUACAGAGGAGGCUUCUUAUCUAUCCGGUGAACAGUACACUCAAGCAAAAGAUACUGAACCUAUUUCUUCAGAGAAUGACAGAAGACUUACCGUCUCAGAGAUCUAUCCAGAUAGCAAGAAAAAUGAUUUGAUUUCCCAGUAUGAUGGGCAACUGAUGGAUGAAGAAGUGCUCAGUUCGAUGCGUAACGAGCCUGUUUGGCAGGGGUUUGUAGCUCAGACAAACGAACUUCUCAUGAUGGGUGGUGGUGAUAAGAAAGUUCAUAGAAAAUCUCAUCUUGAUGAUGUUUGCCUCGAAGAUGACCAGCAUGAUUCGGUCAGGUCAAUUGGUGUUGGUAUUAACAGCGAUGCAGCUGAUUUUGGCAGUGAAGUGCGUGAAAGUUUGGCUGGAGGGAGCAGUGAGGGAGAUUUUGAGUACUCCCGUGAUCAUGAUGCUGUAGUAUCCAGGUUUAAACAGCUUUACUCUGAGUCAGAGAAGAAACAUAUUGAUGGGGAAAGCAAGAAUAAACAGAAAGGAAGCAAGAAUGAUGGUCCACAUUACAUUGUAGAUAAUGAUUCAGGAGAGAGUUUUCAUGUGAAGAAGACGCAAACUGAUGGAGGUUUUUCGUUUGGCAGAAAGGAUGGGCAGUUGAUGCACGCAGAGUCUAGUAAAUCAUUAUGGUCAGGCAAUAAUAACAAAACGGCAACCAGAGAUAAGAACGCUGAACGUUCUAAUGAUGAUAUGGUUGCAACUUGGAGACGGAAAAGUAGUGAUUCGUCAAGUUCGGUGAAAGAAGAAGACCUAAAAUCUGUAAACUCAUCUCCCUCUUCUCUGUCAAAUUAUGCUUGCGAAGAAAGAAAGCAUGCUGAUAAAGAAGAUGAUAGAAAUGAUAGCAGUGAAGGAGAGGACGACAAUGUGACAGCAAUUGAUGAUGAAGAGGCAGUGGCUGUCCAAGAGCAAGUUAGACAAAUUAAGGCACAAGAGGAGGAGUUCGAAACCUUUAACCUCAAAAUCGUGCAUAGAAAAAACAGGACUGGUUUCGAAGAGGAGAAGAACUUCCACGUGGUUUUAAAUUCGGUCAUUGCUGGGCGUUACCAUGUGACUGAGUACCUUGGAUCAGCAGCCUUCAGUAAAGCCAUACAAGCGCAUGACUUGCAGACAGGAAUGGACGUCUGUAUAAAAAUCAUAAAGAACAACAAAGACUUCUUUGACCAGAGUCUUGACGAGAUAAAACUUUUGAAGUAUGUCAAUAAGCAUGAUCCUGCUGACAAAUAUCAUCUUCUCCGUUUGUAUGAUUACUUUUACUACCGGGAGCAUUUGCUAAUUGUAUGUGAACUUCUUAAGGCCAAUCUAUACGAAUUCCACAAAUUUAACAGAGAAUCAGGCGGUGAAGUUUAUUUUACAAUGCCAAGAUUGCAGUCAAUCACUAUCCAAUGCCUUGAAGCACUUCAGUUUCUACAUGGCCUUGGGCUCAUACACUGUGAUUUGAAGCCUGAGAACAUAUUGGUGAAAAGCUACAGCAGGUGUGAAAUAAAAGUCAUCGACCUUGGUAGUAGCUGUUUCGAGACGGAUCACCUAUGCUCCUAUGUCCAGUCGAGGUCGUAUAGAGCACCAGAAGUCAUUUUAGGACUUCCUUAUGAUAAAAAGAUAGACGUGUGGUCUCUUGGAUGCAUUUUAGCUGAACUAUGUACAGGCAAUGUUCUUUUCCAGAAUGAUUCUCCAGCAAGUUUGCUUGCAAGGGUUAUGGGAAUCGUAGGAAGUAUCGAUCAUGAAAUGCUUACCAAGGGACGUGAUUCCCACAAGUACUUUACUAAAAACAGAAUGCUCUAUGAGCGGAAUCAGGAAAGCAAUAGAUUGGAGUACCUGAUACCUAAAAGAACAUCACUGAGACAUAGGCUGCCAAUGGGAGACCAAGGAUUCACAGACUUUGUGGCUCAUCUUCUUGAGAUAAACCCAAAGAAGCGUCCUUCUGCAUCAGAGGCUCUCAAGCACCCUUGGCUUUCAUACCCAUACGAGCCUAUCUCUGCUUAAAAAUCUCCUGAAACGAGUGAGUUACUUUACUCUGGCUAGCAGCAAAAACAGCUGAUUAGUGGGGGAAGAACCUUGUUAUCUGUGCAAUGUUCAAGCUUGACCCAUUAAAAUGUAAGUUUUUCUUCCCUUGUGACUGACUGUCUUCAGUCAAAAGAGGUUUGUGUGUGUGCAAAGGUGAGAUGACAAGAAAAAAGCUUUUGUGAAAUUUAAUUAGAUCAUGUAACACUGUUGUUGUUGUCAAACUUGUGAUUAUUAUUAUUUUUUCUCUUAGAACAGAUUGUAGCGAGACUUUUUUUCUUAUUAUCUGAUGAUCAUCCUUACUCCU